AUGUUAGUGGUGGAAACAGAGAAACAGCAGCAGCUGACGGCAGACGACGACAGACGACAGCGAAGGCUCAAAGGGAAAGGGAAACAGAAGCAGCAGCAGCAGCAGCAGGAGGAGGAGGAGGGAGGUAGUGGUGUUGGAGCCACAUCCAAUGCUGGAGGUGCACGGAAAAUUAACGCAACAACUGGCGGCGGCACAGGCAGCACACCCAAGGUCACGGUCACAGCAGCGAGCACAACAACCACAUCCACAACCAGACCCACCACUAGCAUUGCGACCACAUUGAUGAAGACACUCUCUGUGCGUCUGCAUCGUGGCACGGAAUUCAUUAAGGACACCAUGCAAAAGGCGCUGGUAGUGUCCACAGCCAAUCAACAAGCAAAUAACACGCUCAUUAGCAACAACAACAACGCCAAGUCGCAGCUUAGGCAACAGCAAUUGUUGCUUCCACAAAUUGGCAACCAAUUGAAAACGUCAUCGACGCACUUGAAACCGAAACUAAGCGGCACUGGCGGCCUUAUGGGCUACAACAGUGGCAUCAGCAGCAACAGUAGCAGCAACAGCAGCUCCAGCAGCAGCAAAAACAACGCCACCUCCAGUAGCCACAUAACUACCAGCUCUGGCAGCGGCAACAUCAGCAGCAAGAACAAUAUUACUAGCAAGGCCAGCUCUAGCAAUCUCCCUAAUUAUAUGUCCUACGUUCUGCCUACGGCCACAUUCCUAAAACAUUACGCCCUGCCGCCCACCCAGCUACAUCGCUCGGCAACGGCCAGAAAGCGUAACCCCAGCACUGAUAGUUUACUCAUGGAUUUGUGUCUAUUUAAGCCAAUUAGACCCAUGCCCAUAACGCCAAUUAAAAUCAACAAAGCACGCGGCUUUGAACUGAAACGACCCAAAUUUGUGCCCGCCGUUAAUGUGGACAGUGAUGACGAUGAAGAUGAUGGUGAUGAGCACGAAGAUGAUGAUGAGAAGAAUGCGGAGAAUAAAGACGACGAGCUGACACAUAGACCAAAGCCAAGCACACUACAAUUGCCGCAUGCUGCCUCAGCAUUUGUGCGAGUGCUUCAUCUUAAAACGGCAAAGGCCGCCAGCAAGCCCAGCACCAGCACCACCACAACCACCACCAGCAACAACAGCAACACCUCAGGCAAAGUAAAGCCAAAGGCCACAGCCAAGCGGCGCCGACGCGCAACACUACUGACCGCCAAAAAGCGACGCAAACUGGCAAGAGAUAAAUCAACCACAUCGGAACCACCUACAGCAUCAUCUUCACCAUCACCACCGCCGCCGUCGGGCACUGCCACACGAAAACGCAAAGGUGCGGCUCCGACUAAUUUGGAGACUGCGAAGCGCAGUAAACGCAAAAUCUCUAAUGUUGCGACUACAAUACCAGCAACAGCAGCAGCAACAAGUGAAGCACCAAAACGCAAAACAUUGCAACGUAGGGGGGCAAGCAAUGCUAGCAAUGCCAUCGCUUCACCGCCCAUGACGCGUCAACGUGCCCGUCAACAGAUCUCUAAAUGAGCUAAUGUUUCUUCUCUCUGGUCGUCUAACCGUCUGAUUGUCUUCAAAUGCGGAAUGGAUCAUAUUUCGCCAUAGUCAGUUUGACGCAACGCGCUCACAAUGCGCUGUACUAUAUACAUAUAAAUUUAUAGAGAAACUAAUCUUAAGCCCUUGGUUAUAGUUACUGUUUAAAUUAAGUUUUCAAUUCUUUGUCUCUUCAUUGUGUUCUGUUUUAUAAUUAGUUUCAUUUUACUUUUUUCGCUCAUAAUGAAGCAAGUGAAGUGCCGUCUCAAGGCUGACAAUUUGUGUGAAAAGAAAAUCAUUUCUGUGCAAUUUUAUAAUCUGUUCAUGUAAACAAAUAAAGUAACGUGUUUAGCUUUAAUAUUUUGCUCAUGCAACAAAAUCUACAAAAGCUGAAAGCAUUCAACUGUUUGUAGAAAUCAUUCAAAUGUGUUGUUCAUUUUACAAACAAAUUUCAUUUACUCGCCCCUCAACAUUUGUCAUUUUUGAGUUUAGUUAUAAACAUAAAAACUGCUACAAAACACACACACUUCAACAUGAAUGCCAAAGUUUUUGUUAGACUGGACGUUCACAUGUUCCGAUUUAUACUUCACUUGCUUUAAUUUAAAAACUUUGAGAAAGCAACACAUUAGGUCUUUAAGACUGAAGAUUACUAUACGAAUAUUAUAGAAGAAGCCCCAGAGAGGAUCGAGAGAGAACAAAAUGAUUAAAAACAUUUAGAAAACAACAAAUAAAACAAAAUUUGGACAAAAAAAUUUAAAAUUUAAAAACAAACACAAAAAUUAUAAUGUACUACAAGAACUUGUUAAG
This is a messenger RNA of Scaptodrosophila lebanonensis, 2331 nucleotides long. RefSeq names its product putative mediator of RNA polymerase II transcription subunit 26. Lineage: Eukaryota; Metazoa; Arthropoda; Insecta; Diptera; Drosophilidae. The transcript has 4 exons. Bases 1 to 1521 code for a protein of 506 amino acids. The record is from RefSeq and is a predicted model, not a curated record.